This is a messenger RNA of Arachis duranensis, 1412 nucleotides long. RefSeq lists its product as uncharacterized. Bases 374 to 979 code for a protein of 201 amino acids. The transcript is spliced from 4 exons. The record is from RefSeq and is a predicted model, not a curated record. NCBI's taxonomy places the organism in Eukaryota, Viridiplantae, Streptophyta, Magnoliopsida, Fabales, Fabaceae.
GGUUCCUCUUCCCCUUCACCAAAUCAAUGCACGGCUUCUCUUGAACCCAACAGCAACACCCUUCUCCCCUUUCUCAAAUCGAAUCACCGCCACGCUCCCCAUUUCCUAGCUCAUCGCCGUUCCUCCCCCUCAGCCGCACCUCUCAUCACAUGGCACACAUUGCCUUCCCCAACACCCACGAAGAAGGAAGAAACAGACCAGUGAGGGAGAGGGUCGCGCCGCCAGUGUCACUUGGUUCGUGGAUCCGUCACCUCUGCUCGUCGGUGCUGUUUAGGGGAGAAGGGAGGACGCGCGCGCAAGGGAGGAAGGAGCCACCUAGCUCGCUGCCGCCACACUGCUUGGGUCCGUCGAAUCCUCCCUGCUGCCGUCGUUCAUGUCGCGACCAGAGGGGAGUGAGAGACCAAGAGGGAGUUGUCGUGCAAAGAGGGAGCUCGCGGUGAAGAGAGAGGGGCGCUACCUUGCGCGCCACCGUCGCACCUGCAUACCGCCGCUGCUACCGCAAGCUCGCCGUCGCCGGAGCUGGAUAGUCGUCCUUGCCAGCUGCGAAGAGAAGCGAGGUGAAACCCCCUCCAUGUCUGCUGCUUCGGUCUGCUGCGAGAGGUCUUGGCGCCGCCGGAGCUUCCAUUACCGUCAGAAGCUGCCGCCGUCUAGCCAGCUGCUACAGUGGUUGCCGCCUGUCGUGAAUGGUUGCCGGAGAAGUGGUUGUGGCUGCCGGAACCAUACCGGAGCUUCUAGCAGUUUCCGUCGCUUGAGACCCUGCUGCUGUCGCCGGAAAAUUUUGCCGUUGAUCCACCGGAGCUUCUGGCCGCCGCCGGAGCUGUGCCGGGGCGGGUUCAAAACCGCAGCUGCUUCGUGUUGUUAUUCCGAGCUGUUUAUGCUGCUGCGAAAAUGUGUGGGGCUGUGCUUUGAAGCUGCCUUUGAUUUUGAGUUGAGGCGAAAAGAACUUAUGAGGCGCUUGGAUUAUGGAAUUGCGUUUUGAGGAUAUGGGCGCAGAAGUCAUGAAGAGUUUAUUUAAUUGUUGUUGAGAUGUUCUGUAUUGCUUUAGAUUAUUAUUUUUGUACCCUCGCCUUUACCUUGAUAUAUUCUGUAAGAGGGAUAGGAAUUGUAUUGGAUAAUGUUUGUAAUAUUAUUUAUUUAUAUGUAUGUAUCUAUAUAUGUGGAUGUACUCUUGAUGAGCUUUUGUAAGUUGUAUGGUAUCUAUGUAUGUAUGUUAUCGAACGAAAGUAAAUUUUGGAGUAGUAUUGCGGUUUAAAGUUUUAAACAGGCUCAUAUUUUAGUAUUAAAUAGUAUAAGUGUCGUCGUAAUGUCCGAGCUAUCAGAGUUGCGCAGCCGAAAGUGUGAGCUUUGGUAGUUAGGGUGUUACAGUUUCAAUAUGUUGUUAUGAUUUAAGAGGACUUCCCAAGGUUGUAAGA